Molecule: messenger RNA, 3656 nt
Organism: Episyrphus balteatus (marmalade hoverfly)
Lineage: Eukaryota; Metazoa; Arthropoda; Insecta; Diptera; Syrphidae
Gene: Esyt2
Product: extended synaptotagmin-2
Exons: 11
Coding region: 450-2954 (834 amino acids)
Biological process (GO): lipid transport
Molecular function (GO): lipid binding
Source: RefSeq, a predicted model, not a curated record
UAUCGCUAUUACUUUACUAUACUAUUGUCGAUUUUAAUUCAAUGAUUCAACUCAAAUUAAUGAGUCUUUCAGUAAGCUUUCAACUCGCAACGUUGUCAGUCAGAAACAGAAUAAUAUUUUGGGAUUUAAUUUGGUUUGUCAAAGCCGGUAUACUUUGCGACGUAGCUGGUCAACCUUCCAUUGCCGCUAUAUACGGUAUAGCAUUUACCUAGCCCAAUUCUCUGUUUUCAUUUUUUUUUUACAACUUUUUAGCACAAUGUGUUAAAAUUAUCGUCGAGUGUUAUUUUUUGUAUUUCAAAUGCACCCGAGAAAAUUCUUUAAAAAAUAGUGAAAAGUCAAAACAAGAGUGUUGAACGAAAUUAAUUACGGAAAUUAUAAAUAGAAAAGUGAUCUGAGAACAAUUUUUCAAUUUUAUAAACAGGACUGAAAAUCAGAUAAAAAGACCGAAGAUGAGUUCGCUGGAAGAAAAACUAUCUACUUCAACUGAAAAGUUGAAUGAGCCACUUGAUACAGAAUCAAACGGAAAAGACAACGACAACAAUAUGGCAGCCGCUAGUAAAGAGGUCAAUCCCGAGAAGGAAGCUAUAAAAAUGGCUGCCACCACUGCUGAAGAAGGAAUCUUUUCACUUAUCUAUACAGUGGCCAAAAAGCUGGCUGUAGUUGGUGCUAUCUAUUUGGUUGGCUACAUGGGCUGGUCAGUGGCAUGGCUCAUUGCACCUGUUAUUCUAUCAGGUGUACGAGAUCAGAUGAGUAAAGCAAAUGAAAAGAAGAGGAGUAUUGCUAAGGCAUCUGCAAUGGCUUCAGAGAAAGACGUAAUUUUAGCAAGAAUCGAUGAAUUGCCAGCUUGGGUUUAUUUCCCCGAUGUUGAACGUUGUGAAUGGGUGAAUAAGAUCCUCAAGCAAAUAUGGCCAAAUGCAAAUCAUUUCGCUCGAACUCUUGUCAAAGAAACAAUCGAGCCAAAUGUUGCUUUAGCCCUAUCCAACUACAAGCUAAAUGGAUUCCGCUUUGACCGAAUUAUCCUCGGUACGAUUCCACCCCGUAUCGGAGGUGUAAAAAUCUACGACAAAAAUGUUGAUCGUAAUGAAAUCAUCAUGGAUAUGGAUAUUUUCUACGCCAGUGAUUGUGAUAUAAAUUUUUAUUUGGGAGGUGUUAAAGGUGGCAUCAAAGAUUUUCAAAUUCACGGAUGGAUUCGCGUAGUAAUGAAGCCUUUAAUUCGUUCAAUGCCAUUGGUUGGUGGACUGCAGAUUUUCUUCCUCAAUAAUCCCAAUGUUGAUUUUAAUUUGGUUGGAGCUAUCGAUUUUCUGGAUAUGCCUGGAUUGAGUGAUUUACUACGAAGGAUAAUUGUUGAACAAAUUGGAGCAAUAAUGGUCUUGCCUAACAAGUUGCCAAUUACUUUAAGUAAUGAUGUACCGGCUGUUAGUCUCAAAAUGCCCGAACCCGAGGGAAUUUUAAGAAUUCAUGUUGUUGAAGCCAAAGAUUUGAUGAAGAAGGACAUUAGCGUUUUGGGUAAAGGUAAAUCAGAUCCUUAUGCCGUUAUCAAUGUUGGCGCCCAAGAAUUCAAAACACAAACAAUUGAUAAUACUGUGAAUCCUAAAUGGGACUUUUGGUGUGAGGCCGUUGUGGAAGUUACUCAACAUAGUAUCCUUGUAUUAAAACUCUUCGAUUGGGAUCGCACCGGGGAUGACGAAUCACUCGGCAGAGCAUCUGUGGAUAUAUCUCAAGUUGUGAAAAAAGGACUUCUUGACACAUGGUUAACUCUUGAAGAAGCAAAGCAUGGUCUUCUACAUGUACGCUUAUCGUGGUACAAACUUACAUCGGACCCACAAGAUCUCCAAGCUGCGCUUUUGGAAACACAACUUCUUCGUGUGACAUCAAUGAGUACAGCCUUGCUCAUUGUCUUUGUAGAUUCAGCAAAGAAUUUACCACAUGCCAGAACAGCAUCAAACCCCGAUCCGUACCUUGUUGUUAGUGUUGGUAAACAAACUGAACAAACUCCAGUCCAAUUGCGCAAUGAUUCUCCAGUUUGGGAACAAGGUUUCACCUUUUUGGUCGGUAAUCCUGAUAACGAUACCCUCCAGAUGAAAAUCUUUGAUCAAAAAACAGGAAAUGAAAUUGGACGCUUCUCCUAUAUUCUUAGUACUUUAGUAACAAUGAAGGAUAUGCAAAUUGUUUCACAGCCAUUCCAGCUACAAAAAUCUGGACCUGAAUCGAAGAUUGUUAUGACUUUGGCUCUUAAAGUACUAAAACGUGCUGAUUCUACAGAAGAUAACGUUUCAAUUGAUGCAUUUUCAAUGUCCGAAGCUAAUCCAGCCUUGUCUCGUACAAGUUCCGUGAGAACAGCUAGUCAUGUUGAGGGAGCUACCAUUUCCAGCAAGACAAAGGAUCUUGUUUCUUCAUCGAUGGAAAACUCAAUUGUGGAAGAAGACAAUCUUAUUAAAUCAGCAACAUCAUCAAUUUCAGCCAUAACUCCUCCAAGAAGUCCUCGUAUGAAUUCAGAUGCUGUUCUUACCCAUCGUUUCCCUGACACCACAACCUCAGCUGGAGAACACAAUCUUGGACGCAUUCAACUCUCGAUUCAUUACAGUAUAACUCGUCAGAAAUUGUCGGUCACAAUUCAUAAGAUAAUGCAUAUUCCACUCACUGAUCCUUCGAAUAUCCCUGAUCCAUAUGUAAAAUUGUAUUUACUGCCAGGACGUGCAAAGGAGUCCAAGAGAAAAACUAACACCAUCAAGGAUAAUUGCAACCCUGUGUAUGAAGCGACCUUUGAAUAUGUAAUCUCAUCUGCUGAAAUUAUGCAGACAGACCUUGAAGUGACCGUUUGUACACAAAAGGGUUUCUUGUAUGGUGGAAGUCCAGUUAUUGGCAUGUUGAAAAUAUCGUUGGCUGAGCCGGAUAUAUCUGCACAAGGACUUUCAUCUUGGUUUGACUUGCAGCCAGAAGCAAAAUAUGAUUAAAUCAAAAAUGUUUAUACUUAUUAAUUUUUUUGUGAAAUAUUUAAAACCUAUAAAGGUUCAUCUGAAGUCUAUAAUUUGUGACUAAGAUACUUUUGUAACACGAACAAAAUCUCGUAUUCUUAAAUAUCUUCUUUCAGAACAUAUUUUUUUUUUAUAAAUCUCAUGAUAGAAACUAUAUUAGAAACCAAAUCCUAACAAGAAGUUUUAAAGCACAAAAAAAGUGGAUUAUAAGAAACUCGAAGUUAUAGAAUACGAAAAUUUGUCACGCGAUACUUCGCAUCCAACCAUUUUUUUUUAUAUCUCAUCUAUUUAUCUAUGUAUAUUUUUGAUAUAAACAUAAAUUUAUAAGUAAUCUCAGGACUUAAAUGUUAAAUGUUUAAAAAUUUGUCCACAAAUUAUUUUGUCUAAUCUUUAACUCUGUGAAUCUUUUAACUAACUAUACUCAAAUAUUAAAGUCAUAAUUUUUAUAUUUUUCUUGAAUUUUUUUUAAAUUUGUAAUAUACUUUUGCAUUUUCUUUAUAUUUAGUGCCUUUCUAUUACAAAAACAUAAUUACAAAUAUUACAUAUAUGUAAUUAAAAAAUAAUAUGAGCUUAUAGAAUUGAAAAAUGAAAUAUGUAUGUAUGUAAAUGUUUUUCCAAGCUUUUUUUGUAAAGCAGUUUGUAAAUUAAUAAAAACAAUAGCUGCUUUGGCUAAAUAGCCGA